Molecule: messenger RNA, 995 nt
Organism: Galeopterus variegatus (Sunda flying lemur)
Lineage: Eukaryota; Metazoa; Chordata; Mammalia; Dermoptera; Cynocephalidae
Gene: PACSIN3
Product: protein kinase C and casein kinase substrate in neurons 3
Exons: 5
Coding region: 72-995 (307 amino acids)
Biological process (GO): plasma membrane tubulation; cytoskeleton organization; regulation of endocytosis
Cellular component (GO): endosome; plasma membrane; cytoplasm
Molecular function (GO): phospholipid binding
Source: RefSeq, a predicted model, not a curated record
GGCUCAGCCACCUGUCCAGGGAAGGAGGCUAGCUGUCAGCUCCAGCCCCAAGAGAGGGCUUCUCCCUGGUGAUGCCGCCCUUCUCCUGCAUGCCCCAGGCCGGCAACUACAGGCGGACGGUGCAGCGGGUGGAGGACGGGCACCGGCUGUGCGGGGACCUGGUCAGCUGCUUCCAGGAACGUGCUCGUAUCGAGAAGGCCUAUGCCCAGCAGCUGGCCGACUGGGCCCGCAAAUGGAGGGGUGCCGUGGAGAAGGGCCCCCAGUACGGCACCCUGGAGAAGGCUUGGCAUGCUUUCUUCACGGCUGCUGAGCGGCUGAGUGCGCUGCACCUGGAGGUGCGGGAGAAACUUCAGGGGCAGGACAGUGAGCGGGUGCGUGCCUGGCAGCGGGGGGCCUUCCACCGGCCGGUGCUGGGUGGCUUCCGCGAGAGCCGGGCUGCUGAGGAUGGCUUCCGCAAGGCCCAGAAGCCCUGGCUCAAGAGGCUGAAGGAGGUUGAAGCUUCCAAGAAGAGCUACCAUGCAGCCCGGAAGGACGAGAAGACAGCCCAGACUCGGGAGAGCCACGCAAAGGCAGACAGUGCCGUGUCCCAGGAGCAGCUGCGCAAACUGCAGGAGCGGGUGGGACGCUGUACCAAGGAGGCCGAGAAGACAAAAACGCAGUAUGAGCAGAUGUUGGCAGAGCUGCAUCGCUAUACCCCACGCUACAUGGAGGACAUGGAGCAGGCCUUUGAGACCUGCCAGGCUGCUGAGCGCCAGCGGCUUCUCUUCUUCAAAGAUAUGCUUCUCACCUUACACCAGCAUCUUGACCUGUCCAGCAGUGACAAGAGGCGGCUCCCCCUUCUGGGUGAGCCCGGCGCCGGGGCAGCGCUCGCGAGGACGUUUGAGCCAGCCCGCGAGCCGUCGCUCCGUCCCGGCUCCGGAUUGGCCGGGCUCCGGGCGGGCCCCGGCUCGGCGCGGCGUUUAUUCUCGCGGAGGGGCAGAGCUGGGGGCUGCUGA